AUGGUGGCCGCCAUCCUGCUCGGCCCGAGGAAGCGGCGAGCGGCCAGUAGGGACGAGGCCUGGGACCCAGGGCUGAGCCGGGCAGGGCCCUCCAGGGGCAUCGAGAUGCUGCAGCCCCGGCUCACACCUGAUCCAGAUUCCUGGCCGCAGGAGCCGCAGGAGCCUGAGGGCUCCAGGCAGAUGUGGGGGGCGGCAGCCCGGAGGCAUGCCCCCCACCCGGCCACGCCCACCCUCCUUCCUGCUGCUGCUGCUGCUGGCCUGCCAGCCGCUCCGCCCACCCUCCCUGCCCAGCUGCAGGCCCCCCGUGCGCAGAUGAUGGACUCCGUGUUUGAGAACUGGAAGCUGUAUGGGGAGCAGUGUCUGCACAACCUGAGCCUGCUGCCGCCCCCCACGGAGCUGGUCUGCAACAGAACCUUCGACAAGUACUCCUGCUGGCCCGACACGCGCCCCAACACCACGGCCAGCAUCGCCUGCCCCUGGUACCUGCCCUGGUACCACAAAGUUCAGCACCGGUUCGUCUACAAGACGUGCGGGCCGGACGGGCAGUGGGUGAGGGGGCCGCAGGGGCAGUCGCUGAGAAACGCCUCCCAGUGCCGGAUGGACAAGGAGGAGCUUGAGGUGCAGGAGGCGAAAGCCAAGCUGCUGGUCGGGUUCAGGGUGAUGUACACGGUGGGGUACUGCCUCUCGCUGGGGGCCCUGCUCCUGGCCCUGGCCAUCAUGCUGGGCCUCAGGAAGCUGCACUGCACCCGCAACUACAUCCACAUCAACCUGUUCGCCUCCUUCGUGCUCAAGGCCAGCUCCGUGCUGGUCAUCGACCUGCUGCUCAAGACCCGCUACAGCCAGGAGUUCGGGGACGACCUCCGCUUGCAGGGCUGGAUGAGCGACGAGGCGCUGGCCGGCUGCCGGGUGGCCACGGUGUUCAUGCAGUACGGCGUCGUGGCCAACGCCUGCUGGCUGCUGGUGGAGGGCCUGUACCUGCACCGCCUGCUGCGCCUCUCCGCCAGCCCUGAGAGGAGGAGCGUCUUCGCCUUCUACGUGGGCAUCGGCUGGGGCGCCCCCAUGCUGUUCGUCAUCCCCUGGGCCGUGCUGAAGUGUGUGUUGGAGAACAUCCAGUGCUGGACCAGCCACGGCAACAUGAGCUUCUGGUGGAUUCUGCGCUUCCCCGUCUUCCUGGCCACCUUGAUCAACAGCUGCAUUUUCAUCCGAAUCCUGCACAUCCUCGUGGCCAAGCUGCGGGCCCAUCAGAUGCACCACACCGACUACAAAUUCCGGCUGGCCAAGUCCACGCUGACCCUCAUCCCCCUGCUGGGGGUCCACGAGGUGGUGUUCGCCUUUGUGAUGUACGAGAACGCCCAGGGCACCCUGCGCUUCAUCAAGUUCUUCUUCGACCUCUUCCUCAGCUCCUUCCAGGGCCUGCUGGUGGCUGUCCUCUACUGUUUCCUCAACAAGGAGGUGCAGACGGAGCUGCUGCGGAGCUGGCACCGCUGGCGCCUGGGCGAGCUGCUGCGGGAGGAGCGCCAGGGCAGCGGCCACCCGGCCCUGGCCCGGUCCACCAGCGGGGCCCCCACCGAGAAGCUGCUGCUGUCCGGAGGCUGCGACAGCAACGGGGGCAGCCACGGCCCCUCCCCCUCCGGGGAGCCCCGCGCGGCCGGCAGCCCCCCGGGGUGGGCCCAGAGCGCCCUGUGAGGCCCGAGCCCCCGGGGCUGGACUCGGGAGUGAGAGGCCACCCGAACAAUUCAGACCAAGACCCAGAGUGGCCUGGGGUGUAGCCAGAGCGGCCCCCUGUCCCCGGGGCCCACUGCAAGUGGCCUGAGGGCGGGCCUCCCCUGCCCUGCCCCUCCACUCCCCACACCUGCUCUGUGCCCAGCGGGCCCGAGGGGGGAGCGGGGGGACGGGUGGGGAGCUCUCGUGAGUGCGUGUCUGUGUCCCGUGUGUGUCUGUGAGUCUGAGGAGGAAUGUGUGUCCUCCAACAAUAAAGAGCUUGCGCAGUGGUCCUCUUCCACCCCCUGGGCUGGCACUGCCCUCUGGGACCCCCCAUUUUACAGAUGGACUGGAUGCAGCUGGACCCCGAUGGGACCGAGUGUGGUGGUGGCUGGCAGCGCCCCGGCUGCCCCAUGGAGCAGGUCCCGGCUGCCGCCUCUCGCCAGCGCAGGCGGCCUCAGCUGCCCCAGGCUGAGGGGAUAGCCCCCCAUUGGCUUUGGCCCCCAGGGGUCACCAUUUGCCAGGCGAGGGACAUGAUGGGGGGCGAUGGCCCAGGGAGGACACUGACAUCCCACCCCUCCUGCCCCAUGGACACAUGGCCGGGGCUGCACUCGGGUCAGUGGGGACGUUGCCGCACAACCUGGGCCUGGAGUCCUCCGCUCGCCUCUGCCUCAUCCAGGCUCCGGCCACCUGAGCAGCGCGCAGGGCACGCAGCAGGUGAAGUGGGGGGACAGGGGACCCCAACUGAACUGGUCCGAGUGAGGUGACAGCACAGUGUCCCUGGCCUCUGCAAGGCCACCGGGACCUCCCCAUCAGGAGCUGCCGUGGGUGGGCGGGCACCUGCUGGGCAGGCGGGGGACUGACCCCAGGACGGAGCCGA
This is a messenger RNA of Myotis daubentonii (Daubenton's bat), 2581 nucleotides long. It is a transcript of the gene GCGR, whose product is annotated as glucagon receptor. Lineage: Eukaryota; Metazoa; Chordata; Mammalia; Chiroptera; Vespertilionidae. Bases 1 to 1686 code for a protein of 561 amino acids. Gene Ontology annotation, molecular function: peptide hormone binding; glucagon receptor activity. Gene Ontology annotation, cellular component: plasma membrane. The transcript has 14 exons. The record is from RefSeq and is a predicted model, not a curated record. Gene Ontology annotation, biological process: adenylate cyclase-activating G protein-coupled receptor signaling pathway; cell surface receptor signaling pathway.